CCGCGGGCCAUGGUGUGAGAUCCUCUUGGAAGAAGUGUCAUGGCUGGAGACAGGAAAUGUGGGGAAAUGUUGCCUCGGUACGAGGUCUUGGGAAAAAAGCGGACAUCUCUUGAUGAGAUGACUGCGAAGUGGGAGGACUUCGAUGGAGAAAGUUACGAACCAUGGGAACGCAAGAAGCAGGACUCUUUCAGGAAACUCUUCACCAAGAUCUACGUCGUCAUCCUGUCAUGCAGCAUAGCUCUGUUCGGCUCUGCUCUGCUCCUCCUUCGGUCCCCAUCUCCAGAGAAUCAGCUGCCGAGUGCUUUCAUACCCAGAUCUGCCGAUCCUCAAGAUGCCAUGACGACCACCGCAUCCACAACUAUGACCUUCUCUACUACGACGACGAUCUCUUCCUUGACAGAUUCCUCCUCCGCGCCCUCAGCUUCUCCAGCCUCGACCAUUCCUGUUCAAGUUUUCCAGGUGUUUCCCCCGGUCCUCGGAUCGACUGGGUUGAUUGAAUCGAAUGGAACGGUUGCAAAUACGAACGUGACAGAUGCGAGUGGAAGUAGCUGCCAAGUUAAACUGAUGGAGCAUUCCUUUGCUACUUCCUUUGGGAAACCGUUUGUGGGAAAUUAUACCCCGCCGGCAUGUAUGGGAAAUGCGAAUACAGUGACGAUGAAUUUCUCUGUCGUUUCUCAAGGAGCUCAGUUUGAUAGACUUGCUUUAAUGUAUUUCGGAGAUACCGAAGUGUUUCGUACCUCGACUGCUGAGCCAAAGAAGAGUGGAAUCGUGUGGGAAUAUGUCAAAGAUAUGUCACAUCUCAUGUAUUUCUGGAAAUCUCCCCAAGUUUUGAUAUUUGACCUACCUAAUCAAGUCACCACAAAUUUGACAGGAUCUUACAACACAACUCUAACGGUAACAUUCCUCAAUGCCAAAGAAUCAGUGAAUGCCGCCGACAUGAUCCUACCGAUCUCUGCGCGACUGGGCUUGAAUGCCUCUAUGCCUAGUGUCUUCAGCGUGCCAGCAGCCAAUGCAACUAAUACUAUAUCCUUUCCACAGAAUGCGAAUCGUGCUGUAUUCUCCAUCUCUUCCUGCGGUCAAGGGGAUGAAGAAUUCUGGUGGAGCAAUGUCCUCCAAUCAGACAACGCAACAUUUACGGCAGAGGGCGGGACAACGUUCGGAUUCUCGCCUUUCAGAGAAGUUCAACUAUACAUCGAUGGGAUGCUGGCUGGUGUCCAAUGGCCGUACGCAAUCAUAUUCACAGGAGGCGUGGUGCCUGCAUUCUGGAGUCCGAUUGUCGGCAUCGAUGCCUUCGAUUUGAAAGAGUACGAAAUCGACAUAUCUCCAUGGCUUCCACUUCUUUGCGAUGGGAAGCAACAUACCUUCACCAUGAAAGUAGCCGGCUUGCAAGACAACGGCGGCAGCGCCGCAACGCUCUCUGAUUCCGUUGGAAACAGCUGGUCUCUCACCGGUAAAAUCUUUAUAUGGCUUGACGCGGAGGGCAGUAUAACCACCGGCACCCUUCCAUCAAUCACCGCUCCACAACCUCGAAUCCUCGUCUCUCAAUCCCUUUCCAAAAACUCUACCGGGUCCAACGAAACUCUCACAUACUCCACUUCGGUCCAACGCACGCUCACCAUAGUCUCGACUCUCAAAACCGCAAAUGGUACUUCAACCUGGCAAGCCCAAUGGUCACAAGCCCUCUCUCACACCGACAACGGCACCAUCGGCGUCUUCGGUAACACACAAUUAAACACCAUCGCCACAACCGGCAAAGACAAUUCCUUCGGCCUCCACCCUUACCAAAACACUUACUCCUACCCAUUCUUCGCAAACACUACCGCAACCCCUCUCAGCAAUGGCUCAACAAUUCUCUUGGCCUCCCUGAGCCGAAGCAAAAUCCAGUCCGUAUCAGGAUCAACAAUCUAUCCUAGCGGUCUUCAACCCUUCGCCGUGCUCCCAGAAUCCUCAAGCCUGGUCCUCACACUUGCCGGCACGUCUCUCACGAACACGCAAACCGGCAAUGCAACCUUACUGCUGACGCCCGGGGAUGUUAAUAAAUCGCUUAGUUUUGGGAGUACGCAGCAGGAAAUGAGGUUCGGUGGUGUGAGUGCACAAGGCGCACUGGGCAUGGAACCCGAUACAGAGCUAUUCUACAGGAAGGUGCAGGCGGUUAAUGGGAGCGUUAGGACGGAUGUGCAGAGAUUGGUUGGGAGAGGGGUUGUAGAUUUUAGUGUGGCUGAUGUGGAUGUGGAUGGAGAAGGAAGUGUGGGGAAUGUGGGGAUAGAGGUUGAGGUUAGAAGGGCGCCGAUGUGGAAUAUUGAGGGGAUGUGAGGUUGCUGCUGGUUUUGAGUCUUGUUGGGAGAGAUUUGGGUGGAUUGUAUUAGUAUACAUAGAGAUAUAUUGACGAUUAGAUUUCUUGAAACUAUAAAGGCAACGGGUUUUGCCUUCCACCGGGUUUGGAUUAAUAUGGCGUUAAUGGGACGUAGGAAGAGGAUAUUAAUAAGAACGAUGAUGCAGAG
Molecule: messenger RNA, 2501 nt
Organism: Hyaloscypha bicolor E
Lineage: Eukaryota; Fungi; Ascomycota; Leotiomycetes; Helotiales; Hyaloscyphaceae
Exons: 5
Coding region: 40-2313 (757 amino acids)
Source: RefSeq, a predicted model, not a curated record